UUGCCUUGGAUUCACUGUGCCUUGUGCCACACUCGUUCAGCUUUUACACAGGCUAAUUUGGAAUCAGACUAUUUGGUGGGAUCAACUCAGUAUGGAGGAAAUGGCAAUCUCUUUAAUAUUUCUGACUCAUGACAGAAGUGCUAAAGUUCAUUGCAGAGCAUGAUAGAGGUGUGUGGUUAGCUGGAAGCUUUCAACACAAUCCUGUGUCCGUUCUACAACAGAACUAAUGGCUAACUGGCGAUGCUGUAACAAAGCUCUGCUAAUUCUUAGUCUAAUGCUGCAUAAGUGCAUGAAUACGGAUAUAACAGGUGAUAAAGUUGGUGACACCGACACUGAUUUCACCAGUAAGGAAGGUUUGGGAAUUGCAGAUCUGAAGCAAGAGUCUCGUUCUGCCAAGAAUCAUAUUGAGUCUUCACAAACAGCAUUAAAUGAUAACCUCAGGAACAUUCACAACAACAGGCUGGUCUUCUCAAAUGUUUACAGUUUUGACAUCCAGGAGGAUGUAGCUCCAGGCACCACAGUAGGAGUAGUAACAGCCACUGCUCCAAAUCAGGGAGUCGAUGACGAUGUGUAUGCAAUACAAGAAGAUGAUGGGAAUGGACUCUUUGUUAUUAACCCAGCCACUGGAAACUUUACCCUUACUCGUCCUCUGGACUUUGAGUCUGCAAAGUAUUACAUUCUCACUGUGAAAGCGACGAAUACAGAAGGACAAUUCAGUGUGAUCCGGGUAUACUUCAACGUGCUGGAUAUCAAUGAUAACCCGCCAGUGUUUGCUCCCGAUUCCUACAAUGUUUCUAUAAUGGAAAAUGUCCCCAUUGGCACAAAUGUUUUAACCCUGAAAGUGACUGAUGCUGAUGAAGGUCUGAAUGCUGCUUUGACGUUAAAUAUAAUCUCUGGAGAUCCCAAUGGAGAUUUUACAAUUGAUCAGAAUGCUGUACUCCGAGUCCAACAGACAUUAGAUCGAGAACGCCAGACUACAUACGUUUUGAUUGUUCAAGCAACUGAUCAGGCUCAAUGUGAUUCAGUGCGCUUCAGAAGUAGUGCAUGGAUUAUGGUGGAGCUCCUAGAUGUGAAUGACAAUCCCCCUGCAUUCUUACAUUCAAAUACUGUCUACCUUCCUGAAGAUAUUUCUAUUGGUACUGUGGUAUUGACAGUUAAAGCCAUAGAUCCGGACAGUGGACUCAAUGGCCACAUCGAAUACUCCCUGCUGCAAUUAACAGGGUGCAAGUUCAGCAUCAAUGCCACAAGUGGUGAACUGAGUCUGACUGGAGACCUCAACAGAGAAUUAGUAGAAUGGGUUACAAUAGAUGUGACUGCUUCAGACAAAGGCCAACCAUCACUGUUCUCUUCCUUAAGCAUCAGAGCAAUUAUCACUGAUGUCAAUGACAACUCUCCUGUCUUCACUCAAACUACUUAUACAGUCACAGUGGAUGAAAAUAUAUCUCGUGGCUCAGAUUUGCUAGCAGUUUCAGCUGUUGACCUCGAUGAAGGCAAAAACGGGCAGGUUCGAUAUGCUACAAGCAGCAAGGACUUUGACAUUGAUUCAGUUACCGGAUUAAUCUCAUUGUCUAGGAAUUUGGAUCGUGAACAAAUACCAGUUUAUUCUUUUGUGGUUAUUGCAAUGGAUGGUGGACCCACUCCCAGGUCAGGAACAGCCACUGUCAGGGUUGUGCUCAGAGAUGUCAAUGAUUUUGUACCAAUCAUCCAGCCCACCAAAGUGACCCUACAUUUCUUGGAGAAUAUAAACGUAGUUCCACAAAUUGUAUAUCAGCUGCUGGGCCGUGACGAUGACUUAGAUUCCAACAGUAAACUGACUUACAAGAUUAAACGAGGAAAUGAAGAUGGCAAGUUUUCUCUCUCGACAAAUGGAGAACUCAGCUUACUGCAGAGCCUAGACAGAGAAAUUCAGGAGGAAUAUAUGCUGCUGGUGACUGCCACAGAUGCAGGUGAUCCACCACUGACCGGCUCUGGAACAAUCAUCAUAAUUGUUAAUGACCUUAAUGAUAACACUCCUCUAUUUGAACAAAGUCUGUACACAGCCACAAUCAGUGAAGCGGCCUCCAUUGGUGCAACAGUUUUGCGGGUAAAUGCUACUGAUCCAGAUGCAGAAGAGAAUGGGCAUGUCAGUUACUCAAUGGAAGGAGAGUAUUCUCCAUUCUCUAUUGACCCAAUCAGUGGAGAAAUUAUCACCAUUUCCACUUUGGACAGAGAAAUUCAAGGAACCUACACACUGAUUGUUAUAGCUAAUGACAGAAGUUACACACAGCGCUUGUCCAGUUCAGCAACUGUGAUUGUCAUGAUAGGAGAUGUUAAUGAUCAGCCACCUCAAUUCCUGGAUGACCCAUAUGUUGCUAAUGUCCCUGCAGUUCUAAACACAGGGUCAAUUGUUUAUGCGGUAACUGCAAAAGAUGGAGAUGUUGGAAGAAAUGCUGACCUACGUUUUUCUUUAUUUGGUCCAAGCACAGACAAAUUUGAAAUUGACCCACUCAGCGGUGUGGUUUUUGCAUGGCACACUUUGAAAGGUCCAAUGGAUAUUACAAUAAACAUUAAUGUAUCAGAUAGAGGAGAAGAUCCAAAAAUGGACAGUACAACUAUCACUGUCCGAUUUCAAAGCACCACUGACUUCCCUCAAAUAUCUGUGGAUAAGACAGUGCACGUAUACCCAGAAGAUCAAGCAAUAAAUACUGUGAUUGCCAAAGUCAAUGCCUUAAACAAAGAGAAAGGAGAAGUUGGGCCUAUUUGCUUUUAUCUUGCAGCGGGCAACUUUGGAGAUGUAUUUCAAGUCAAUCAACUAACAGGAGAAGUGAUUAUAAAAAGGACUCUGGAUUUUGAGAUUGUAAAACACUACCAGCUUUGGAUUGAAGCCAGAAAUUCAGGUUCACCACCAUUUUCUUCUUACGCUAGAAUAGAUGUCAACAUUACAGAUAUAAAUGACAAUUUUCCUACAUUUAAACAGAAUGUCUAUAAAUGUGAAAUAUAUGAGAAUCUCCCAGCCAGCAAAGUCUGCAAUGUGUCUGCAGUUGAUUUGGAUUCUACUCUGAAUGGAUUGUUAGAAUAUAGUAUUUAUGACGGCAAUGUUAAUGAUGCAUUUUAUAUCAAUAGUUCCACUGGAGUCAUCGGAACUGCUUGGAUGUUAGAUAGGGAACAGGUGGCAUUAUACACACUAAUAGUUGAAGCAAAAGACAAAGGAAACAACCCCAAAAGAGGUACAGCAACAGUCAUUAUUUCCGUUCUGGACAAAAAUGACAAUGCUCCUCGGUUUUCCCAAAUUUUCCUUGCAUAUGUUGUAGAAAAUGCUCCAGUUGGUUUUACAAUCAUACGAAUUACUACCACAGAUGACGAUAUUGGUGUGAAUGCUAAAAGUACCUACAGUAUUACUGAUCAGACAGCAACUCUGCCAUUUGACAUAAAUCAAAGUACUGGAGAUUUAACUGUGACAAGGCCAUUGGACAGAGAGACCACAGAUCGGUAUGUUUUAAGAGUACAUGCCAAUGAUUCAGCAUGGGAUGUCAACACAGAUGUUACUAUAUUUGUUACUGAUAUAAAUGACAAUACACCACAAUUUAUUAAGCCAUUUUAUAGUACAACAAUUCCAGAGCCUACAGAAAAAGAAAUGUUUGUUCUAACGGUUUCUGCCACCGACCCUGAUCACGAUUGCAAUGGAAACAUUUUCUACUUCUUUCAACAACCGAAUGAAUUCCUCAGAAUUAAUGCCACCACUGGUGAAAUCUUCACUAAGGAGUUCAUUUCAUUAAAAAACACAGAUAACAACAGCAGUGACCACAACAAAAUUAAGUUUAUUGUGAUUGCCUCAGACCUUGGUGAGCAACCCAAUCUAAGUGAGACCACUGUGGCAGUUACUGUUGUUACUCAUAAUGAUUAUUCACCCAUAUUUUUGCCACACAGACAAAUGAUUCCAGUUCCUGUGAACUUAGCUUUAGGCACCAGGGUGACUAAACUAGUUACUGUUGAUAAAGAUUCAAGUGGAAAAGUAGUAUAUUUUAUUACUGAGAAUAAUGGUUCAUUCCCUUUUGGCAUUGAACAGUACAGUGGUUGGAUUUUUGUGACUAAAACUCUAGCUUCAAGUGUAAGUAAAGUAUUCACCAUAACAGUAACUGCAGCUGAUGAAGGUACUCCACCUCUUUCCUCUAAUACUACAAUUAACUUUGUGAUCACAGAAGAAAAUAGAUUUACUCCACAAUUUUACACUCUAGAAGUCAGUUUUUAUAUUCCUGAAGACCAGCCUGUUGGUUCUGUAAUUGGUAAUGUUACUGCUUCUGAUGCUGAUCAAGGGAUAAAUGGCCAUGUAACAUACUCAAUAAUAGCUGGAAAUAAAGGUGGAUAUUUUACUAUUGGAAACACUACUGGUUUGCUAACUUUAGUUAGAAGUUUAGAUUUUGAGAUGGAUUCUGUUUACAGUCUUCAGAUUUAUGGCCAAGAUGGUGGAUGGAUUUCAAAGACUGGUUCUGUUAAAGUUGUUAUUCUUGUUCAAGAUGUCAAUGACAAUCUACCAGCAUUUUGUGAGAAUGCAUUUUUUGCAUCAAUAGCAGAAAACUCACCAUGUGGCACUACAGUCCUUAAGCUAAAUGCAACAGACAAUGAUACAGGAAUUCAUGCUGAGAUAAAUUACGCUAUUGAAGAUGGCAACACUGAACUCUUUUUUAUAGAUCCACAGACUGGAAUAAUAACCGUACAAGAAAUUUUAAAUUUUGAGUUGGAUCAGUUCUAUGAAAUAACUGUCAGAGCAUUUAACAGUCAUGACAGUGAUCAAUUCAGUCUGGGUAAAGUGUAUGUUAAUGUCACAGGAGAGAAUGAAUACAUUCCUCAGUUUAGUAAACCACAAUAUAAUUUUGUCAUUUUAGAGAAAGCAGUUAAAGGAACUAUUGUAGGCCGUGUGACUGCAACCGAUCGUGAUCGUGGUCUUGAUGGUGUGGUUAACUACCUACUAGUAGGAGAAAGCAAAAAGAAAGGCUUUCAGAUUUUUGACAACACUGGGGAGGUUGUUGUCUCGGAUAACAUAAAAUUGCACAGUCGCAGCCAUGUUCUCCUUAGAGUGCUUGCUAAGAAUGCUGGAAGAAUACGUGGCUUUGAUGUGGAUGAAGCACUAAUUAAUAUUACUGUUCUAGAUGUAAAUGAUGGCCCAGUGUUUAAAUCUGCUGUCUAUCAAGCCCAUGUCAGAGAAGAUGUACCAGUUGGUACUUCUGUCAUUAACCUGAUGGUUGAUGAUUCAGAUAAAAUUCCAAAGAAUCAGCUCAAGUUUAAAAUUCAAGAUGAAAAUUUAACUAAUUCAUUUUCUAUAAAUUCUAGAACUGGUGAAAUAUUUGUUGCAUCUUCCCUUGACAGGGAGACUGUGCCAUUUUAUAAUGUGACCGUUGUUGUAUAUGAUACAGGGGCCAACCGAAAAAUAGGUAGAACGCAAUUAGUAAUCACAGUUGAUGAUGUCAAUGAUAAUGGUCCUGUUCUUGUUACGACUGAAGGGUCUGUAUUGGAGAAUCAACCAGCUGGCACACAAUUCGUUUCCCUUAAUGCCACAGAUCUGGAUUUACCUCUCAACCAAGGGCCAUUCUAUUACCAGCUCGCUGAUCAUAACAGCAGCAGUUUUGUUACAUUAUCCCCAGCUGGUGUUUUGUCCACUAAGCAAAUGAUUGACAGGGAACUUGUUAGUGAGCUCUAUUUGCCUAUCAUAGUCCAAGAUUCUGGAGUCCCACCAAUGUCUGCGAUGAGUCUUUUUCAUGUCCUAAUUUUGGACCAAAAUGAUAACCCUCCUCAGCCUAGAAAUAUUUAUAUUCAAGUCAAUUAUUAUGGUGACUCUUUCCCUGGUGGUAAAAUAGGUAGUGUGAAGCCAGAAGAUCCAGAUGUGUCAAAUAUAUUUAACUGCCACAUAUUCACCAAUGCCACGAUCAGUUUCACCAUAGUAGCAGACUCCUGUGAACUGCUAUCUGGAAAGCAGUUCCACGAAGAGGAAUUGAGUCUCACAGUUAAGGCAAGUGACAAUGUUCACCCUGCUGUCUCCAGCAAUGUUCACAUAAGAUACCGACAUUUUAACAAUGCCACUAUUGAUAAUAGUGUCCUGCUUCUGAUUACACUUCCCAUUAAGGAGUUUCUAAAUAAAAAAUAUCUACAUUUAGUUAAGACUAUUGAUGAUCUCCUGAACCAAAAUAACACAAAUCUGCAUGUCUUUGGGAUGAUGCCCAUGAAUAAUCAGGUCCUCUUGAUGACAGCUAUUAAAAAUAAUAAUGGGCUGUACCUUUCUAGCAGCACAGUGAUAGACUUCUUCACAGUUCACAAAGAAUGGCUUAGGUCUCAGGUGGGAAUCCCUAUUUCUGCAGCUGGUUUUGAUCCUUGCUUAACAAAUCCAUGUCUCCAAGGUGCUACUUGUACAAGGCAAACUGCUAUCAGCCCAGACACUGUAAUUCUAGAAAGUUCUUCAAUGAUUUUUCUGACUCAUGUUCUAUUGGAACCAUUCCAGUGUAGCUGCCCAGAUGGGUAUGAAGGUCAGUUGUGUGAAUUGGACAUUGAUGAAUGUCUGACUGCACCAUGUGGUAUUCACGGUACCUGCUUGAACUACCCAGGAAGUUUCUCUUGCUCCUGUCCAGAAGGCACAACAGAUCCUCAUUGUGCAAUGGACAUAAAUCUAUGCCAACAAAACAUGUGCCAGAAUGGAGCUACCUGCCUGAAUAUGCCUGGAACUUCUCAAUGCAAGUGUCCACCAAGUGAAACAGGUACCAGUGGGAAUGAAUGUGAUGUGAGCAGCCUUGGAUUUGAAGAACUGUCUUACAUGGAACUCCCUUGCCUUGAUCCUCGAAACAAUGCAAUCUAUGUCGAAUUUGCCACAAUAAAAGAAAAUGCUCUCCUCCUGUAUAAUUAUGACAACAAAGAAAGUCCAGAGGGUGAAUUCCUUGCACUGGAAAUAGUGAAUGGUAAAAUGGAAUUUUCUUAUAAUCUCGGAAAUGGAACUGUUAGACUGCUAAGUAAUCAACAAGUAGCAGAUGGGCAGUUUCAUAAAAUCCUUGCAACGAGAUUAGGAAAGGUUGGAUCCCUGACUGUGGAUAAUUGCACUGCCAAUCAGCCAGCUGAGUUCUGCUUUGUAAGCAAUCCAGGCAUAGGCACCGAAAGGUUUCAAACUCUGGAUCUGGAUAACAAUAGCAUGGUAUUUGGAGGAGUCAAAUCAAUUGACCCAAUACUCCUUCGCCCAGGUCAAGUGAAAACAGAUGACUUUAUUGGUUGCAUUAAAGAAGUUAAAUUGAACAGUGUUCCUGUUAAAAUUGCUGAGGUCCUGUCUUCAAGCAACAUCCUGAGCAGUUGUCCUCGUUUGGAUGGAGCUUGUCAAGAUAAAGCAUGUGCCAACAAUGGAGUCUGCCUUGAUCGUUGGUCUUUCUACCUAUGCCAGUGUCCUGAAGGUUUUACUGGACCACACUGUGAAAAAGUUAUUUCUCCAGAUACAGCAAUCAGUCUCAAUGGACAAUCUCAUCUUGAUUAUUUCAUUAAAGAAAGUUAUAAACGUGCACAACUACUUAAAAGUCAUAGAAGGAAAAGGAAUCAAAAAGGAGCUGAUGAUGCCAACAGUAUUGAAGUACAGUUCAGAACACAGUCCACAAACGGAAUUCUCUUCCACCUGCAAGGGAACAGAAGCUACGCCAUCGUCAAGAUCUUGGAAGGAAGGAUAAUCUUCAUUGCUAAUGCUGGCUCGGCAGGUUACAUUGAGCAUCAUUUGCCAGAUAUCUCGGUCUCUGAUGGCACCUGGCAUAUUUUCAAAAUGGAGAUCGGUAGCUUUGUCACCAGACUUGUUCUUGAUCAAAAACACCAUGAAAACAUCACCAUUCCCAUGGGAGGAAUUGAAGUGUCCACCUUUUCAUUAGGGUGGUCACCAGUAUCACGGAUUGACAAUCUGAGUGAACCAGGGUUUAAAGGAUGCAUCAAAGUAUUAAAAUACAAUAAUCAAGUGAUGCCAUUUACUGGAUCAAAUGACCUAGUCAAAGUUCAGUCAAGUGAUGUCUCAGUACAAGUUGGAUGCAGCAAGUCUGAUGCCUGUGUAAGCAACCCAUGUCCAACUGGAAUGAAGUGUAUUAAUUUAUGGUUAGCAUACAAAUGCCUUCCAGUUUCCUGUUUUCCUGACCCUUGUAAGCAUGGUGGGACAUGUAUCCUUUCCCCAGAAGGCUUACUUCACUGCACUUGCAAGCCAGACUUUACUGGAUCUUACUGCGAGUUGCCCCAUCAGGAAGGCAAUGUUCAGUUUCCACAGUGGAGAAUAGCAGUGAUUAUCCUGGUUACUCUUGGUGUAACCUCUCUGUUGGUUGCAUUCUUUAAGUGUCAAUAUACUACUUUAAAAAACAAGAGAACAAAAAUGAUACCAUCAUUUCAAGCAGGUACUGAGAACAAAGCUUUUGAUGAUGACAACAAUGAUGUUGAAGACACAAAAUGUUGCCCUUCUGACAAUAAUGAAAAGCAGCCAGAUAUCCUCAAAGCAGAAAAAAGUUAUCACAUCAUGGAUGAAACAUACAUUGAUGCCACAGCCAUGGUGCAGAGAAAGAAAUACUAUGGGCACAGAGACUAUGUCCUAGAGAACUAUACCACCGAUAACAUUAGCAGGGUAGAUCCUUCUGAUACUGAUGUCAUUCAGCACCAGACACAAAUCCAGAUCAUUAAUGAUCAUUAUAAAAAUGCAAUUCUCUCCAGAAAUAUGCAUGAAAAUUUCCAACCUUUUAUAUCAACAUUGAAUCAAAGGAACACCCAUUCUAUUGCACAGAUUACUCCAAGCCAACGAAGUGUAACAAAAAUUGAUCUUGAAAGCCAACACUGCUCUCAUACACUUGCAUCGAAAUGGUUUCCUUCAUCACUUUUAUUUACAGAGCACAAACAUUUAAUGAAUGAACUUCAUUCAACAGGCUAUGAAGCAGAGUUUUCCCACCAUGUUCACUUUGACGGCAACCAAUCAAGUCAAGGAGGCAUUGAUAACUUGUCUUUUAGUGGAGAUGUCCAGCCUGAUGCAUCAACAUUUACAUCCAGUAUCACAACCAACUGCAGAGGAAAACAGGUGCUGAGGAGAUUUCCACUGGGCCUAUCUGUAGAAGAGGUAAAAGAACUGAAUUCUCCAACAAUACAGAAACUUGUCAAGAGCACCACUCAAAGAAAUUCACUGCCACAAUUUUCACAAAGAACAUCAACUCAGAAUGGUGCCUCAUUCUUUAUUCCUUCCUCAGAUCCUUCAUCUGACAGUGAUUCCCAUAGUUCUUUCACUUGUUCAGAGUAUGACUAUGAAAGAGAACUUCUGGCAUACAGUCACUUUCCUGUGGGCAAAUACACUCAACGAGAUUCCGAGAGCAGUAUUGUUGAGGAUGAUAAGAUACCAAAUGAAUGGGAUAUUAGAUUACAAGAACAUGUAAAAGGGUAUGCAUCUGAUUCACUUUUAAUAGACAGUGAAAUUAUCACUGAUGAGGAUUCAGAUAACAAUACACUACCUACUGCUCAUUCUUCUGUCAACAGAAUAAACAAUUGGGAAACAUUUUUAAACUGGGGACCAACUUUUGAAAUGUAUCUUGACAUUUUCGAGGACCUUGCUGAACUUCCAAGUGAACCAGGAAUUGAAAGUCAAUUUUGUACUGCUGAAGAAAGUGAUAAUGAAGAAAUUCUGUGACAUAUUUCUCAAAAAUCCCUUUAAGAAACAAUGUCCAAAAAUUUUAGUGUUUUCCUACAUAAAUAUAUGCUAAAAUAUAAUGAAUGGUGAAUAAUUUUGUAGGUAUUAAUCUUUUAUGAUUUUGUGCAAAGAUUUUGAGUCACGAAAUAACCCAACGUAUUAUAUAAUUUCCAAAUUUAAGCAAGUUACUGUCAUUAUUAACUUUCAGCAGAAUAGAUGCUUGUUAUCUAAUCUCUAACCAUGCAGCAAAAUAGGAAAUAUUCAGAGAAUCUAUGGGUUUUACUGCUUGAAGCAACAUGUUAUUUUGAGACAUAACUAAAGGAGCAAAUUGCAUCAGUUUGAGUUCAUUUCAUCACAAAUGACUAGAUGCCAGACUAUUAGUAAGAGGACAGGUCAUAUGUCUAUCUAAUACCAAGAGUUUGCACUGAAUGCUGUUUAAAAAAAAACAUUUUCAGACAUCUAACAAUUCACAGCACAAUAAUGUUAAAGUUGUAGGCUUCAAAAUUACCAAUCAUGCUGCAACUAUUUACCCUCAAGAGCAGUAUGGAAUGGAAGUCAAUUUUGCCUGUUAACUACCACAAAAUGGACCCCUUCUGAAUUUCCUAACAAGAAUUUCCUGUAAACCAGCCAUUAAGCUACCCAAUAAUAACUUGCGAAUGAGGUCCUUAAUUCUCUCCCACUGCUUUUCCUUCUUACUGCUAAUAGCAUACAGUGUUGUUCCCAGACUGAAAGACUGGCUUGUUUCUGAGACACCCCACUGGUAAAUUGGUUUAUUAUUGUCACAUGUACAGAAGUACUUGUCUUGCAUACCGUUCAUACAGAUCAAUACAUUACAACAGUGCAUUGAGGUAGUACAAGAUAAAAUAAUAACAGAAUGCAGAAUAAAGUGUUACAUUUACAAAGAAAGUGCUGUGCAGGUAGACAAUAAGGUGCAAGGUCAUAACAAUGUAGAUUAAGGUCAAGAGUCCAUCUUAUUGUACUAGGGAACUGUUCAAUAGUCUUAUAACAUUGGGAUAGAAGCUGUCCUUGAACCUGGUGGUACGUGCUUUCAGGCUUUUAAAUCUUCUGCCUGAUUGGGGGGGUGGAGGGGAGAAGAUCUGGGGUUGCUGGGGUCUUUGAUUAUGUUGACUGCCUUACCAAUGCAGUGAGGUAUAGACAGAGUCCACGGAGGGGAGGCUGGUUUCCAUGAAGUGCUGAGCUGUGUCCACAACUCUGCAGUCACAGGCAAAGCAGUUGCCAUACCAAGCCAUGAUGCAUCUGGAUAGGAUGCUUUCUAUUGCACAUCGAUAAAAAUUGGUGAAGGUCAAAGGGGUCAUGCCAAAUUUCUUUAGCCUCCUGAGGAAGUAGAGGCACUGGUGAGCUUUCAUGGCCAUGGUCUCUCUGUGGUUGGACCAGGACAAGCUAUUGGCGAUGUUCACUCCUAGGAACAUGAAGCUCUCAACCAUCUCGACCUCAGCACCGUUGACAUAAACAGGAGCAUGCGCACUGCCCCCUCUUCCUAAAGUCAAUGACAAGCUCUUUUGUUUUGCUGACAUUGAGGGAAGGGUUAUUGUCAUGACACCAUGUCACUAGGCUCUCUAUCUCCUUCCUGUACUCCAACUCAUCAUUACUUGAGAUACAGCACAGAACGGUAGCAUCAUCUGCAAACUUGUAAAUGGAAUUACAGCAGAAUCUGGUCAUGCAGCUGUGAGUUUAUAGAGGAUGAGGAAGGGGAAUGUAACUUAACCAUGGGCAAUUGAAAGCAAGCCCGAGACUGGGUAGGCUAAAUGCAAAAGAACAGAAAUGUACUUCAUCCCUUGAAAUUCCUGGUUUCACCUUGACAAAGCGUGAAUGGUUAAUUAGAAUGAGAGUCAUUAUGUGUAGCUAUUGCCAGGAUUAGUUGAGAUAGACGCAUGUGUGAAAUUGUUGAGUCUGACAAUUGGCGAAAGUUUGACUAGUGAUUAUUGCAGCUGAAAAUGUUUACCUCUACUUCCUUGUUAUUGUAAGCACUGAGUUGCUUUUGAUUAUGCACAAGUAUUAAUAGCAUCUAGAAAUUCAAUUGCAUCAAGCUAUUCUUUAAGUCAUAUGCAAUGUCCCAAAGUGAAAACUGACAACUGCUUCUGAGUCAUAUGUAGAAAUUCUGGGCAUUUCUGGACAUGGGUGAGCCUUAGACCCUGAUAUAAUUUCUUCCACGUCAGCUGCACCACCUCCUCACCCUGACUAUUCCAACCUUUGCUGGUACCCUGAUCAUCACCACCUUCUGACCAUGUCUUCUGGGUUCUAAUGCUCCUCCCAUCCCAGACCAUCCUUUCCUGUGUGCUGGUCUUUGACUGGAUCUGUGCAUUAGUCCCACAUUACAUGGAAAGCAAGCGGGAGGUCCUCCAAUGGAUAUGUAAAGGAAGAUCCAUAAGGUUCUGAAAGAUUUGGCUCUGGGUCAAUGUGUACAACCCUGACACAUUGGGAGAAACCUAUCACAAAGUGCCACUUGUAAUUUGAAGACAUAAGAGACUGCUGAAGCUGGAAAUCUGGA
This is a messenger RNA of Pristis pectinata (smalltooth sawfish), 12143 nucleotides long. Its product is annotated as protocadherin Fat 4-like. Gene Ontology annotation, cellular component: plasma membrane; cell-cell junction. The transcript has 15 exons. Gene Ontology annotation, biological process: homophilic cell-cell adhesion. Gene Ontology annotation, molecular function: calcium ion binding. Lineage: Eukaryota; Metazoa; Chordata; Chondrichthyes; Rhinopristiformes; Pristidae. The coding region runs from base 227 to 9634 and encodes 3135 amino acids. The record is from RefSeq and is a predicted model, not a curated record.